GUUGUUCCAAAUGUAUGUAGUAUAGUCCUCCUAAUCAUCUUGGAGCAGUGCCAAUGUUCCCCCCCACAUCCGAGCUCCAUACAUGACUUGUCUUGAAUCUCUUGUCUUUUGCUCCGGUUUCGACCCAAUCAAUACCAUACAUACAGCUCUCUCACUCUCACUUGCACUUGUUUGGUCUCAUUUUGGUAGACUUUUCUUUUUUUUUUUCUUUUUUGGCCCUAUUUUUUUCCCCUUCUUUCUCUUGGUUUAUUACCAUUAAGAUUAUAAUCUCUCUAAAGUGUGGUACCGUUUGGAAUUACUACCACUUCUCAACCCUGAUUGAUUGACGUGA
This is a messenger RNA of Aspergillus pseudonomiae, 331 nucleotides long. RefSeq lists its product as uncharacterized. The coding region runs from base 83 to 259 and encodes 58 amino acids. The transcript has a single exon. Lineage: Eukaryota; Fungi; Ascomycota; Eurotiomycetes; Eurotiales; Aspergillaceae. The record is from RefSeq and is a predicted model, not a curated record.